Sparassis crispa is the source of this 1974-nucleotide messenger RNA. Its product is annotated as Rsm22-cox11 tandem protein 2, mitochondrial. Gene Ontology annotation, molecular function: methyltransferase activity; structural constituent of ribosome. Gene Ontology annotation, cellular component: mitochondrial small ribosomal subunit. Gene Ontology annotation, biological process: translation. The transcript is spliced from 7 exons. Bases 1 to 1974 code for a protein of 657 amino acids. NCBI's taxonomy places the organism in Eukaryota, Fungi, Basidiomycota, Agaricomycetes, Polyporales, Sparassidaceae. The record is from RefSeq and is a predicted model, not a curated record.
AUGUUACGCUCGAGGUGCAGCCGGUCGUUGCAGGAGGUUCUACGUCGUCGUCUCGACAUUGCCUACUUUUCUUCUAGCUCUGCUGUGUUUUCUCACCAACCCAAUGCGCCAUUAGAACUUGAUCCUUCUUUCCAAACGCUUUUGAGAGAUGUGGAUAUCUCUAUACUGAAGCAUAAACCUCGACAUCCGAAUGCCGAGGUUAUUCAGCCGCGUGUGCCUCGUGAACUGGAGGAAUAUUCCAACCCUGACCUAGACACUGCAUAUGAGAGGAGUCUUACAGAGCUGGAAUCUGAAGAGGGUUAUUCCGACCCAAGGGAGACCAGGAAAUCACCCGCAGCUCUGUUUGGCAGCCAGCAAAUUGGGUCUGUCGUCAUGCCUUUCGAAUUGCAGCAAACAAUUACACGCUUGAUUAGAGAGUCGGACAAGCCUACGCUUCACACAGAUGCUGCUCGACUUUUCCUUGACGAUACAGGAGAAGAUGCUGCGUGGGACGCCUCUUAUGAUGUGAAGUAUAAAUCACGUCGACAAGCUCAUCGUCAUGCCGAGAGAGACGGAACUGCAUUUGCUUCCGUCGCUCUGCCCUCUCACUAUUCUGCUGUUUACGCAGUCUUGAACCAUGUCAAGCAGAGGCUUGGUCCCGGGUGGAGUAUCGAUCGUGUCAUCGACUGGGGGUGUGGAACUGGAACGGGACUCUGGGCGACAUCCCACUCAUUCCAGAAGGAAGUCCAGUUGGAGUUACUUCCCAGCGUAGAUGAUGCGCAACUUUCCUCGUCAUCUGUGUCGACUUACCUAGGCAUCGACAAGCGGGAAGGUCUAGUGAGCAUUGGGAAGCGACUUCUCAAAGACGUUGACAUGGGCGGAUUGAGUGUAUCAUGGCAAAAGUCCUUCCACGAGGACGAUAAAAUACAUCGAGCAGAAGGUGGUGAUGUUCUUGCAUUGUCUGCCUUCAUGUUAUCGUCCAUACCCACUACCCUUGCAAGAAAGGCUCUUGUUAAAGAGAUGUGGGACAGCGGUGCAGGUAUGAUAAUCAUAAUAGAUCACAACUCGCGUGCUGGAUUCGAGUGCAUCGCCGAGGCCCGAGAAUUUCUGCUGCGUAUGGGAAAGAAGGAGCUCGAAGAUCCCGAAACCGAGGGAUGGGAGGUCCGAGGCUCUCAUGUCGUGGCGCCGUGCCCCCAUGACGGAGCCUGCCCUUUGUAUCACCCUGGUUCGUCGAAACUUGUAUGCGGUUUCUCACAGCGACUCCAACGACCCGACUUCGUACGCAAGACGAAACAUUCCGGCGUGGGCCACGAAGAUUCAGGAUAUUCUUAUGUUGUGAUACGCAGGGGUAGCAGACCGGCAGCGGCUACUACCAAAGUUGGGCGUAUCGGUGACGUCGGGAAACGAGCGUCGGCAGCAUCGGUUUCUCAGCGGCCAAUGCAGGAGCUUCUCGCCCACGGGGAGCAUGCUGACGCAGUGCUUCCAUACCCCGACGCCGAGGAUACAUCUACGUCACCAUCUCAGGCUGCCAAGGUUGAGGAUACAUCUUCGCAAAUGUCAGAAGUUUCCCUCAACGCAGAAGUCAUGCAGGCUGCAUUGCGAUUAGAGGCUUUCAGCUGGCCUCGCCUGGUAUUUCCUCCGAUAAAGAAAAGUGGACACAUUAUUUUAGAUGCCUGUACAGCCGAAGCAAAACUCAUGCGGAUGACUAUCCCCAAGUCGCAAGGCAAACAACCUUUCUAUGACGCACGCAAAUCAUCUUGGGGAGACAUAUUUCCUCACGAACCGAAGAAUCCGCCGCAAGAACGAUAUCAACCGAUGAGAGCCAAACGUGAGGGUGGUACUACACCGACGAAGGGUGAAGAUAUCGGCAAGCGGAAAACGUACCCUUCUUCUGACAAGGCAAGCUAUGGGAAGCUUUCAGAAGAUAUUAAAGAUCAGAAGGAAAAAUCACGAAGAGAAAGGAGACGCAGCAAAGACGAUCUCUGGAUGACGUAA